Molecule: messenger RNA, 1047 nt
Organism: Nylanderia fulva
Lineage: Eukaryota; Metazoa; Arthropoda; Insecta; Hymenoptera; Formicidae
Gene: crok
Product: crooked
Biological process (GO): sleep; positive regulation of voltage-gated potassium channel activity; regulation of synaptic transmission, cholinergic
Source: RefSeq, a predicted model, not a curated record
UAUUUCGAACACCCGGUAUAAUCGGGCGACAGCGCGGCGCACGGUCAGUUAUAGGCGUGGACACAUAGAAUAUGUAGAGAAUGUUUGUGGCAGUUUGGAGGAAUUGAAUCUCUCGCGUGGAAGAAUUUUCGGAGCAAAGAGAUAAAACAUAUCACGGUUUUUUUUUUUAAAAUGGCCAUUGGAAAUCGUUUUUAUCUUCUCGCGACAGUGUUUCUGCUUAUUUGCUGCAUCCAAGAAGGGUUUUCUAUCAAAUGUUGGGUAUGCAGGUCAGACUCAGAUCCAAAAUGCGCGGAUCCGUUUGACAAUUCCACUGUGCCUAUUACAGAUUGUAAACAAGAGCCUGAAUUGGGCCAUUUACCAGGUGUAAAACCGACAAUGUGUCGCAAAAUUCGUCAAAAAGUUAAUGGUGAAUGGAGAUAUUUUCGUAGCUGCGCUUAUAUGGGUGAACCCGGGAUUGCAGGUGACGAACGAUUUUGUUUGAUGCGAACUGGAACGUAUAAUAUAUUUAUGGAAUAUUGUACAUGUAACAGUAAAGAUGGUUGUAAUUUAGCGCCAUAUCAACAUGGAAAUUGGUUGCUCUUGUUAAUCGGUUUGAUAACAACCGUUCGAUAUAUUUUCGUUGUCUAAAAAAGUCUAGCCAGAAAGUUUUAACAGAUCUGAUUUACACUGGAUAGUUUAGAUUUCAGUAAGUAAUGUUUUUAAAGUUCAAGAUUUACUUGUACUUAUUAUAUAAAUACUCCUCUCACAUUUUACACAUCGAACUUCAAAGGUAGGUUAACUUAAACAAAUAUAUUGAUAGAUACUAGAUACUACGGUCUCUCCGCAAUGUAAUUUUAUAAUUUUGCAAUUUUGUAAUUUUUAUAAUCUUUUUUUUGAGAGAAAGCAUCUAAGUGCCUAUUGUAUGCCUUACUAUAAAAGAAUAAUGACAAUUUUUUAAAAAUAUUUAUAAGAAGGAAUAACUUCCAGUAAGUCAAUAGCAUUUACCUUGGCUUAAGCAAUAUUUUAUCAAUAUAAAUUACAUAUUUUAUAGAAAUAUAUAUUUUCUAU